Pistacia vera is the source of this 1996-nucleotide messenger RNA. Its product is annotated as pentatricopeptide repeat-containing protein At4g21705, mitochondrial. The coding region runs from base 4 to 1872 and encodes 622 amino acids. Gene Ontology annotation, biological process: regulation of DNA-templated transcription. NCBI's taxonomy places the organism in Eukaryota, Viridiplantae, Streptophyta, Magnoliopsida, Sapindales, Anacardiaceae. The transcript is spliced from 4 exons. The record is from RefSeq and is a predicted model, not a curated record. Gene Ontology annotation, molecular function: sequence-specific DNA binding; protein binding; DNA-binding transcription factor activity. Gene Ontology annotation, cellular component: mitochondrion.
AAUAUGGGAGGAAAUGUUUUGGAGGCUAAUAAAUUAGGCGUGAGCAGAAGCUCAGCCGGCCCGUCUCCAAAGACAAAAAAUCCUGCUCCAUUCUUGUCGAAGACGUUUGAUUUGGUUGAACAAGGAGAUGGAGGUCCAGAUGUUGAAGAAGAAUAUGGUAAAAAGAAGAUUGUUUCAUGGAAUGCUGAUGGAACUGGAUUUAUAGUAUGGUCUCCGGCUGAGUUCUCCGAGCUCAUGCUGCCCAGAUUCUUCAAGCACAACAAUUUUUCUAGCUUCAUUCGCCAGCUUAAUACCUAUGGAUUCAAGAAAACGUCACCCAAGCAAUGGGAAUUUAGGCACGAGAAGUUCCAGAAAGGUUGCAGGCAUAUGCUAGUGGAGAUUAGUAGAAAGAAAAGUGAUCCGAGCGUGUUUCCAGCAUACCUCAAGGCUUCUAGUGAAGGGAACAAUAUUAAUGCACAAGUAGCCAUGGAGAAAGACAAUCGUCUGUUACUAGUAGAGGAGAACGAGAAUUUAAGGAAAGAAAAGCUGCAACUGGAGAUGCAAAUUGCUCAAUUUAAAGCACUGGAAAUUAAGUUGUUGGAUUGCCUGGCACAAGAAAACAAGGUUUCAGAGUGGAUGAAUCGCAAAGGUGUAUGUGUUUUCACAGCAAGUGAACUUGCCGUACAGUUGGAUCUGAUUGGCAGGGUCCGUGGGUUUAUAUCUGCUGAAAACUAUUUUAAUAACUUAAAAGACCAGGAUAAAACUGAUAAGACGUAUGGAGCUCUUCUGAAUUGUUACGUGCGGCAACGCCAAAUUGACAAGUCCCUCUCCCAUUUACAGAAAAUGAAGGAGAUGGGAUUUGCAUCAUCUGCUUUGACUUACAAUGACAUCAUGUGCCUCUACACAAAUACUGGGCAAUAUGAGAAGGUCCCUGAUGUGCUAACCGAGAUGAAGGAAAACACAGUCUUUCCUGACAACUUCAGCUACAGAAUCUGCAUAAAUUCCUAUGGUGCUAGAUCUGAUGUUGAGAGAAUGGAAACAAUUUUAAGAGAGAUGGAGAGCCAACCUCACAUUGUCAUGGACUGGAAUACAUAUGCUGUUGCUGCAAAUUUUUACAUUAAAGCCAACCUCAUUGAUAAGGCAUACGAUGUUUUAAGAAAAUCAGAAGAGAGGCUAGAUAAGAAAGAUGGGAUAGGGUAUAAUCAUCUGAUAUCGCUCUAUGCAAGUUUAGGAAAUAAGUCUGAGGUCCUGAGAUUAUGGGACUUAGAGAAAAGUGCUUGUAAGAGGUAUAUGAACAGGGACUACAUCACCAUGCAGGAAUCUUUGGUGAAGCUUGGUGAGCUUGAAAAAGCCGAGAAAGUGCUAAAAGAGUGGGAAUCAUCUGGCAACAGUUAUGAUGUUCGCAUACCAAACACUAUCGUCAUUGGAUACUGUAAAAAUGGAUUAUAUGAGAAAGCAGAAGCUAUGCUUGAACACUUGAUGGAGAAAGGAAAGAUUACCACCCCAAACAGUUGGGCAGUUGUGGCAGCAGGUUAUUUUACUGAAGGUAAGACAGAAAAAGGUUUGGAUUGCAUGAAGGCUGCCCUCUCUCUACAUGUUGAAGGUAAAGGAUGGAAACCGAGCCCAAAGGUGAUUGCAAACAUUUUGAGUAGACUGGGUAAUGAAGGUAGUGUUCAAGAUGUAGAAGCUUUUGUGGCGGCAUUGAGGGCUGUCAUCCCGAUGAACAGACAAAUGUAUCAUGCCUUGAUAAAGGCAAAUAUAAGAAGUGGUAAAGGGAUUGAUAAGCUCUUGGCCUGCAUGAAAGCUGAUAAAAUCGAUGAAGAUGAAGAAACAAAGAACAUACUUAGCAUAGGGGGCGAAUUCCCUGGCACACAGGACCACUUCGUGUUAUGAAGCGAUGAAGGUACCAGUUGGCGGCUUUUCUAGUAUAAUAAGAUCGAUUUUGAGUAGUCAAUACUGGAUACCAGAUACAGGUCCUUGGUUCUAUGGUUGGCAGCAAAAUAUUAUAUUUUCAUAA